GACCGCUAUGUUGCAAUAUGUAACCCUCUCAGGUAUCCAACGUUGCUUAAAAAUACCAAUGUAUUCAUUAUGUGUGCUUUUUCAUGGGGUGUAACAGUAUUUAUUGUUGCUAUUUCAGCCAUUCGGGCAGUCACUUUGCCUUUUUGUGGGCCCGAUGUUAUUGUACAUUGUUACUGUGAUCACAUAGCAAUAACCAGGCUAGCUUGUGCAGACAUCAGGUCCUAUAGCUUAGUGGCUUUAAUUAAUGCCAUAAUUGUGUUGCUUGUGCCCCUUUUCUUUAUAAUAUUUUCUUAUGUUCAGAUCGUUUUCUCUGUUAUGAGGAUUGUGAGCUCUGAAGGGAGAUACAAAGCAUUUUCCACCUGCUCUUCUCAGCUGUGUAUCAUAGCUCUCUACUACCUUCCCAGGUGUUUUGUUUACCUAGCAAACAGUGUGAAUAUUGCGAUAAACACUGAUUUCCGCAUUGUCCUGAUUCUGACUUACAGCCUGGUGCCUCCCAUGAUAAACCCUCUGAUUUACUGCUUCAAAACAAAAGAAAUCAAGCAGAACUUGGUCAAAAGGUUAAGAUUUAAAACUGCUGAAAAUCGGACUGGUGACCACUCCAGGGUGUAUCGAGCCUUGUGCCUGUCCCUUGCCAGGAUAGGCUCUGGCUCCUCUGUGACCCUAAACUGGAUGGAGCUGUUAGAAAAUGGGUAG
Messenger RNA from Lepisosteus oculatus (spotted gar), 693 nucleotides. Its product is annotated as olfactory receptor 1E16-like. Gene Ontology annotation, biological process: G protein-coupled receptor signaling pathway. The record is from RefSeq and is a predicted model, not a curated record. Gene Ontology annotation, cellular component: membrane. NCBI's taxonomy places the organism in Eukaryota, Metazoa, Chordata, Actinopteri, Semionotiformes, Lepisosteidae. Gene Ontology annotation, molecular function: olfactory receptor activity; G protein-coupled receptor activity.